UGUGACAGCAUGGAUGUUCAGGUAAUCUUCAAUAACAUUGCAACUUUUAAACGAUUUUCUGAUUUUCAUGAAAUUUACAGUUAAUCACUAAAGACUCCCGCUAAGGUUCAAAGUGUUAUCUGUCAGUAUGUCGUCUUUACCACUAUUUUGGAGCAAAAUUCAACUAAGAUCUCAAAGAUUGAAGACUAUUUUCCAAAAUGACACCUGCUUUCAAAAACACAUGAGAUGCUACACUUCAGAGACUCACAGAAGACGCGUUGUGGUGACUGGAAUAGGCAUAGUUUGUCCACUAGGCACUGGGACAUCCUAUCCCUGGACUCGUCUCAUCCAGGGCCAGAGUGGGCUUGUAGCAUUGGACCCAGAAAAGUACAAGAAUGUCCCAUGUAAAGUGGCUGCCCUGGUUCCUAGGGGUACUGAAGAGGGCCAAUUCAAGGAGGAGAUGUUUGCCUCUCGUGGGGAGAUCAGUAGCAUGUCCAGUGCUACUGUGAUGGCACUUGGGGCUGCACAGCUUGCGUUGGCGGAUUCUGGAUGGUCCCCUGCAAGUGAAGAGGAGCAAAUGAACACUGGGGUGGCUGUAGGUAUGGGGAUGGUGUCACUGCAAGAGAUUGCUCGCACAUCUUCAGCCUUUUAUGAUAAAGGAUACAAUAAAGUCAGCCCCUUCUUUGUGCCACGAAUCUUGGUAAACAUGGCUGCUGGACAUAUCAGCAUAAAACACAAACUGAAAGGCCCAAAUCAUGCAGUAUCGACAGCUUGCACAACAGGAGCACAUGCAGUUGGAGAUGCUGCCAGGUUCAUAGCACAUGGGGAUGCGGUUGCUAUGUUAACAGGGGGCACGGAGUCUUGCGUGUGCCCGCUGUCCAUAGCAGGGUUUGCACGAGCCAGGGCACUAGCGACCAAAUGGAACCACGAACCAAAGAUGGCAUCUCGGCCGUUUCAUCCGGAGAGGGAAGGUUUUGUGAUGGGUGAAGGGGCAGCCAUAUUGGUGCUGGAGGAGAUGGAGCAUGCAGUGAGGAGACAAGCCCGGAUAUACGCAGAGGUGCUGGGGUACGGGCUGUCAGGGGAUGCCUCGCACAUAACAGCACCCAGCGCAGAUGGAGACGGAGCGUUUAGGUGCAUGUCGGCAGCUUUGAAAGACGCCUCCACCUCCCCCGCAGAGGUCAGCUAUGUGAAUGCCCACGCCACCUCCACACCUUUGGGCGAUGCUGCUGAGAACGCCGCCAUCAAGAGGCUCUUCUCCAACCAUGCUCCCAGCCUGGCCGUGUCCUCGACCAAGGGGGCCACGGGGCACCUCCUGGGGGCAGCUGGGGCCCUGGAGGCAGCGUUCACUGCUUUGGCCUGUUACCAUGGCGUCCUCCCACCCACCCUCAACCUGGAUCGCACCGAGCCGGAGUUUGACCUGAACUAUGUCCCCUGCACUGCACAGCCAUGGAGGGUGGAGGGCAGGAGGGUGGGACUUACUAAUUCGUUUGGAUUCGGAGGGACAAAUGCAUCACUAUGUCUUGCCAGUGUGUGAAAAUGCAGGACGACCAAGAAUUUCUUUCAUCAGCUACAGCUCUAGAACGCUUGGUGAAAUUUGUGGUGAUGCUGGUGACUGUUUCUUGGUGCAUUUCUGACUCUAUAAUAAA
Messenger RNA from Periophthalmus magnuspinnatus, 1625 nucleotides. It is a transcript of the gene oxsm, whose product is annotated as 3-oxoacyl-ACP synthase, mitochondrial. The transcript has 3 exons. The coding region runs from base 128 to 1513 and encodes 461 amino acids. The record is from RefSeq and is a predicted model, not a curated record. Gene Ontology annotation, biological process: fatty acid biosynthetic process. NCBI's taxonomy places the organism in Eukaryota, Metazoa, Chordata, Actinopteri, Gobiiformes, Gobiidae. Gene Ontology annotation, molecular function: 3-oxoacyl-[acyl-carrier-protein] synthase activity.